GGUGAAAUUUGUAGAACCCGAGAGACGGAGAGAUCGCCUAAAUCCAAAAAUCCAAACCCGGGUUAGGGAUGGAUGACCCUGCCAGCCCGACCGGACAACCCGCAGAGCUCUGCAACGGGUUCCUGAUUCGCCGUCUCUCUCCAAUGUCACACGGCCAACAACGUCAAGCUCCAGGCUCCAGCACAGCACAGAUCCUAUCAUCUCUCCCCCCGUCCCUCUCUCUCUCUCUGCUGCAAAGCUUUUCUUUCUUUCCUUUUGGUAUUUUUCUUCUAUGUACAGCAGCUCUGCCCUUUUUGGUCUUUUCGGACUCGCCCAUCACAGAUCGGACGGCCCACGCCCAUCCACGUCCCCGGUCGUCUUCUUCGUUACUUCGCUCGUAUAUAAACCGCCUCGUCACCCUCUUUCUCUCUCCUAUCCCCCUUCCUCUUCGUCUUCUUCUUCUUCUUCUUCUUCUAGGGUUUCCAGGGACCCCUAAUUAACAAGCACAGGGCCUCUCCCUUUCUCCAUCCACUCUCAUUGUUCUUCUCUUUCCGCCGCUUUUCGAUCCUCGCCUGUCUCCCUGAAUUCCGAGCCUCGACUAUAAUCAAUCCGCGUUAAGUGUUGGAUGUGUAAUGAGAGGUGUUUAUCUUGUUCGUAUUGGUCUUUCUAGGGUUUCUGUUGGUUACUUUGGUGCGGCGGGGGAAUUUGAAAUUCGGGCAGUUGCUGCUGGUUUUGGUGUGUUUGGGUCGGGGUUAUGUUGAAUGGCGAUUGAAAAGAAUAGCUUUAAGGUUUCGAGGCUUGAUUCGGAGUUUUCGUCACGGAGUAAGGAGAGCAUGUCGAGCGAGGAUGACGAGCUUCAACGGCGGAGCUCGGCGGUCGAAUCUGAGGAUGAUGACGAUGACUUCGACGACUGUGAUUCUGGGGCUGGUUCCGAUGACUUUGAUUUGUUGGAACUGGGGGAAGUGGGGGAAGAAUUUUGUCAAGUGGGCGAUCAGACUUGCAGCAUCCCUUUUGAGUUGUAUGAUCUUCCUGGUUUGGGUGAUGUCUUGUCUAUGCAUGUCUGGAAUGAAUGCUUGACUGAGGAGGAGAGAUUUAGCCUCACAAAGUAUCUUCCCGAUAUGGACCAAGAGAUGUUCAUGCAGACCUUGAGAGAGCUUUUUACGGGCUCUAACCUCCACUUUGGAAAUCCUCUUGCCAUGCUCUUUGAUUUGUUGAAAGGAGGGCUGUGUGAGCCAAGGGUUGCUCUGUAUCGACAAGGUUUGAUAUCAUUCCAGAAGCGGCAACACUACCAUCUUCUGAGGAAGCACCAAAACUCGACCGUUAGCAGUCUUUAUCAGAUACGGGAUGCUUGGCUUAAUUGUAGAGGAUACAGCAUCGAAGAGAAGCUUCGUGUAUUAAAUAUAAUGAAAAGCCAGAAGAGUUUAAUGUAUGAAAAUAUGGAACAGUUGGAGUCCGAGUCCUCAGAAAGAGCUGAAUCAGGGGCAGGUUUGUGGAGUAAAAGGCUGAAGGAUCGGAAGCAUGGUCCGAAAGUGAGCCAUCCUUCUGUCUAUGGGGCAAAUCCAACAUUAGAUUUUCCAUCCCGGGGGAGGUCGAUGCCAUUAGAACAGACAAAACUUGGGAAGCAAAAUCCAAAAGGAACAUUGAAGAUGGCUGGGGCAAAGAUGGCUUCGGCCAAAGAAUUAGUUGGUUACUUUCCUUCUAUUCACCAUGGUACAGAAAUGAAGUCAGGCCUUUAUGGUUCACCAUUGCCAGGUCUUCCUAGAAAAAAUAAGUCAGCAGGGUAUGACUUGGGAGAAGCAGUCCGGAUGAGGGAUCAGAUGAGAGAUGAUGAUGAUUUUGAAGAAACAAUGUAUGAAUUAGCAGUCCAGAGAGGUCGGAAUAUUUCACGAGCAAGUGCGUUGGAGAAACAUGGGCCUUUUAAAAGGGGAAAGAAGCAUGAGGCUUUGAGAGGUGAUGAGUGUUCCACCAACAGUUUUAUGGGUUUGCCUGGGUCCUUAAAGAAUAAUUUACAUGCUUAUGGUAACAACAGAACUGUAAAUAAGUUGUCAGAUAUCAAAGUCUUAACUGCAAAACCUUCUAAUACAAGGAUUUCUCAUGAUUAUGGCAAAAAGGCCAAGUAUGCUGAGAACAUUCAGCGGUUUCCAGUUGAAGAUCAGACGAAGUAUGGGAAAAUCCAGGCUCAGAAUUUAUCACUGAAAGGAAGUAGGAAUGAGUUAUCAGAUGGAGGUGACCAAUUUUGGCCUAAGAAAGCACAAGUGGAAGCUCGCUCCACCGACUCCUUUGAAUAUGGUGACUGGACUGCUAAAAGCAAGAAAUGGAAGACUGAGAUGGAGUCUUCUGAUUUUAAAGUGAAUGAUAGGUUAGGUCGUUCAGAGGCCAGAGCAAAGCUACCUCAGAAGAAAGUCCGAGCAGUUUCUGUGCAGAAUGGAGUGCAAGAAAUGGCUGCACCGGGAAGCAGUGAAAGGCUUGCCAAAAGUGAGGAAACAGAAUCAGAUUCAUCUGAACCAUUUGAUGAGGAUGAGGAUGACAAUCCUUUGAUGAGGAGCAAGCUGGCCUAUCCCCGUGGGAUCAUGGAUGGUUCCUUCAUGAAAUCUGUUCCAGAGCCUAAAAAAGCUAAACUUAGUAAGAAAGUUAAAAAGGUGAGUACUCAGCCUCUAGAUGGAUUGUUACAUUCCUCAAGGAAGUUGGCUGAUCUUGGUGAAUAUCCUCAUACACCAGCAGUAGAAAACUAUUCUUCGAAGGGAAAGAAGAAAGGCAAGAUGCAGGGUAUUGCUCGUUUACAAAAUUCUACUGCUAAAGCAGUUGAAGACAGCUAUUUCUCUGUGUUAGGUGGGUUAAAUGGUGAUGGUGAGCAGAAACGAAGACACAAGUUGGGGAAGACUGGCCACUUGCAACAGGAAAUCAGUGAAGGAUUUCAGUUACCCUCCCUGAAGGCCCACCACAAGGAUAGAAGGCAGAAAGGGGAAUUUGAGCAUCAUGAUUAUUCUAUCCAUCAGUCACAUUUCUCAAAUAAUUACAUUCUUGAUGAUGAGGAGGAUUCACUUGAAAUACGUCAAUUUGCUGAGGAUAAUGGAAUUAUUGGUAAAUUGGGAAAGAAAGGCAAAGUCUUGGAAACAUAUGGUGAUGAUCUAUAUGUAAGAUCUGAUAUCCCUUUAUCAUUGGCAAAGAGGAGGAAUGUAAAGGAAGCUGUAUCUCUCGAUGAGCAAGAUGAUAAUGAUUUUAUGAACUCUAAUACUCAGCAGCAACUUGAUGACACCACAUCCUCUAAGAAAUGGGGAAAAAGGAAGUUGGAGGAUGACUUGGAUACUUUUGAGAUGGGAACUUUGGACCCACUUGAUGCAGAAGUCGAUGCAGAUGUAGAACUGGAACCCCAACCCCAGAAGAAGCCAUUUACUCUGAUUACGCCUACCGUCCAUUCUGGUUUCUCAUUCUCCAUUAUACAUCUUCUUUCUGCAGUUCGUAUGGCAAUGGUAACCCUGCUUCCAGAAGAUUCUUUGGAGAUUAGAAAGUAUCCAGAUAAAAAUGAUGAAGAACUGAAACCCAGGGAGGAGCAAGAUACCACACAAGGUAGCAAUGGAGUUUAUCUUCAUGAGGAAUUGGACAUCAAUAAAUCUGAGAAUUUUGUGCAACUGAAUGUCCCAUCUCUGACAGUUCAGGAGAUUGUGAACCGCCUGAGGUCAAACCCUGGGGAUCCUUGCAUUCUUGAAACUCAGGAACCACUUCAGGAUUUGGUCAGAGGAGUUUUGAAGAUGUUUUCAUCCAAGACAGCACCUUUAGGCGCAAAAGGGUGGAAGCCACUUGUAGUAUAUGAAAAAUCUACCAAAAGUUGGUCCUGGAUUGGUCCAGUUCCUCAUAUUUCAUUAGAUCAUGAAGCCAUUGAAGAAGUGACCUCUCCUGAGGCUUGGGGCCUUCCUUACAAAAUGCUUGUGAAAUUAGUUGACGCAUUUGCUAAUUGGCUUAAAAGUGGACAAGAGACCCUUCAACAAAUAGGAAGUCUCCCUGCCCCCCCUUCAUCAUUGAUGCAAUUUAAUUUGGAUGAGAAAGAAAGGUUCAGGGACCUAAGAGCUCAGAAAAGUCUGACCACGAUCACCCCUAGCUCUGAAGAAGUGAGAGAUUAUUUCCGCAAAGAGGAAGUUCUUAGGUAUUCCAUUCCUGACAGGGCCUUCUCUUACACAGCUAUUGACGGUAGGAAAUCAAUUGUUGCUCCUCUGAGAAGGUGUGGCGGUAAGCCCACGUCUAAGGCCCGAGACCAUUUUAUGCUGAAACGUGAUCGGCCACCUCAUGUGACCAUUCUCUGUCUUGUCAGAGAUGCAGCUGCAAGAUUACCUGGAAGUAUUGGAACCAGAGCAGAUGUUUGUACUUUGCUCAGGGACUCACAGUAUGUGGUGGAAGAUGUGUCUGAUGCACAGGUCAAUCAAGUUGUCAGUGGAGCUUUGGACCGUCUACAUUAUGAACGUGAUCCUUGUGUGCAGUUCGAUGGGGAAAGAAAGUUAUGGGUUUAUUUACAUAGGGAAAGAGAAGAAGAAGAUUUUGAGGAUGAUGGGACUUCAUCUACGAAGAAAUGGAAGAGGCAAAAGAAAGACAUUGCCGAGCCAUUUGAGCAGGGGACGGUGACAGUGGCUUAUCAUGGGGUUGGGGAACAAAGUGGAUUUGAAUUGAACUCUGAUCUCAACAUUGAGUCAUCAUGCAUGGAUGAAGAUAAGGGAAUGGAUCUUUUGUAUUAUGAUGGUAGUCAUAAUAUAGAGGACAAUGUUGAAACAAGUCAUGGUUCUGAACAAGGGGCAAUGCAGCUGGGGCGUCCAAUGGCUUGGGACUCACUUGGGUUGAGCUCUAUGCAAGAAACCAAGUUACUAUGUCAAGAGAAUUCUACUAAUGAAGAUUUUGAAGACGAAACAUUUGGCAGAGAAUCACAUGCUGAACUUCUAAGCACGAGCUUGUCAUGAGGCAUUGUCAAGGCAAGCCUUGUAAAUUAUACUUUGAUAGUGCGGAGGUGCACCACAUUCCUGGUUCCUGGAAAUUGAGGCAAUAUGUUGUUGGCCAGUGGAUAUUUCCAGCUAUAAGUUAUUAGUAUUAUCUGCUUUGAGAGUAGUAUCAAGAAAUAGUCCACCCACGUCAGUGGCACAGCCAUUUCCAUCAUCUCAUGGCAUUCCUUAUUCAUUGGAGGUGCAGCAGGUCACAUGUAAAUUGAUUUUUAAUUUUUUAGUACAAAAUUUGUAGAAUAGUAAUCCUUGUUGGGGCCCAAUUUGGUUUUGUGCACAAGUGGAUGCUCAUGCUUUUGCCUC
Molecule: messenger RNA, 5261 nt
Organism: Diospyros lotus (date-plum)
Lineage: Eukaryota; Viridiplantae; Streptophyta; Magnoliopsida; Ericales; Ebenaceae
Cellular component (GO): Ino80 complex
Source: RefSeq, a predicted model, not a curated record